Molecule: messenger RNA, 1820 nt
Organism: Microbotryum saponariae
Lineage: Eukaryota; Fungi; Basidiomycota; Microbotryomycetes; Microbotryales; Microbotryaceae
Source: the annotation of a GenBank genome assembly
AUGGAAGAAGACCGCUGCGAGUUCAGCAAGGACGGCAAGACGUUCGCGAUCGCUCAACUCGUCGGAUCCAAAUACAUCUUCCAGGCUCGUCUAUCUACUCCCAACCCCGCCGAGGCACACUCGCUGACGGUCUCCGUACGUUCCAACUCCGCAGAUCGCGAAACUUGGCAUCAACGAUUCGGUCAUCUGAAUAUGCCUUAUCUGCUGGAGAUGGAACGAAAGGAGACUGUUUUGGGGUUGAGCAUCAAAGAGAAGAUUUUGACGUAGCAGAAUGUUAGGGUUGCAUGCAAGGAAGAGGUGCUCACGCCAAUAUCUCAAAAGGUCCGGCUUCCCGCGCCGAUAAGCCACUCCACGCCAUCCACGCCGAUCUCUGGGGUCCGGUGCGCCACGAGAGCUUCGCCGGCGAAAUAAUGGUGUUAGGCCUUGUCGACGACUACUCGCGUUUCCGAUGGAGUUUUCCGAUCAGCAAGAAGUCCAGCGUCACUGCUCUCGUCGUUGAGUUCAUUCAGCGAGUCGAGCGAAGUCGCGACUGCAACGUGGCAAUAUUCCAUUCAGACAAUGGCGGGGAAUUCGUCAACAACUCGCUAAAGGCAUUCUUUCGGGAGCGAGGCAUCGAGCACAGGACCACAGUUCCGUACGCUCACUAUCAGAAUGGCGUCAUUGAACGAGGAUGGCGCACUAUGUUCGAGACGGUGCGGAUCUGGCUCCUGGUCUCGGGUUUACCACUGUCCUUCUGGGCCUUCGCGGCGAACGCAUUUACCUAUGUGAGCAAUCGUCGAUCUACCGCCGCGUUACCGGGUUCGACACCCUUUGAGAUGUACCAUCUUCGCAAGCCCAAUGUUUCGCGUAUUCGCGUGUGGGGUUGCGUGGCGUACGUCCGGAUCGCGCCAGAACGUCGUGCCUCGAAGAUUGAACCGCCAAGAGUCAAGGCUCGUUUCAUUGGCUAUGCGGAGCAGGGAUGGAUGUUCUGGCGACCUGACACCAACACUGUGUUCGUAUCGGAUGACGCGAACUUCGACGAGAGCUCAUUCGAGCUUCACCGGGGGGAUUCGGACGAGGCCGAUCUUCGCGAGGAUUCGCCAACUACUCUCUUCGGCGAUCCUCCGGCCGAUUUCCUCGACGUCGACGGCGACGAUGAAGAUUUUGCUCUCGAUAGGGCCAGUCGAGCUCAGGCUCCUGGCACCGACGAUCGAGCGACGGCUCCUAUUGCUGCCCGUAGAGCGUUGGCUCCGGGUGGCGACAGUCGAGAUAACACUCCUCCUCCGGUUGGUCGAGCAAGGGCUCCUGAUCGUGAGUACACUCCUGUUGCGCCUGAUCACGAUUGUGCUCCUGGCGGCAACGGUAGAGUUCAACACGACAAUGGUCAAGAGCUUGCUCCUAUUGUCCACAACGGUCGAGCACCAGCUCCUGUUGCUGGCGACGGUCGAGGACCGCCUCCCGUCGCUGAGCGUCGCCCGUCUCCUUUUCUUGACGACGAUGCUGACAACAAUCCACCUGAUCCAAAUCAGACUCCCGAGGGCUACGAGCCGGUGAUACCUACGAUCGAACGGACUUCCGAGUUGGCCGAGCGCUGGGGAGCUCCCGCAGGGUCCCGCCGUCGAGGGGGGGCAGAGCGGCAAGCCAUGUUCGUCGACGUGGGGACCAUCUUGGGAGACGUAAUUCCCCUCAACGAUUUUUCAGAACAAGUCCUCAACGUCGUCGUCAACCUCGAGGAAUGCGACGGUUGGACCAACCUUCCGUCGAUCGUUCAAGGAUCCACCGAGGGCAUCAGCGGGACGGGAGACGAGUUGCUGGAUCUGCCUAGUGAGAGACAGGAAUGA